Messenger RNA from Trichoderma reesei QM6a, 498 nucleotides. RefSeq lists its product as uncharacterized. The transcript has 4 exons. The record is from RefSeq and is a predicted model, not a curated record. The coding region runs from base 1 to 498 and encodes 165 amino acids. NCBI's taxonomy places the organism in Eukaryota, Fungi, Ascomycota, Sordariomycetes, Hypocreales, Hypocreaceae.
AUGUCGAGGAAAUCAACCACCAAGACGAAACAUACAAUAACGACGAGGCACCCGAUCUUGUGGUGUCCUGCUACAGAGGAGUAUAUGCGGCCUAUACCCGCGGUUCUGCUCGAGAGAGCUUCAUCAACAAGGCCAGUGAAGGAGAUGCUAAUUGCAGAGUCUACGUCCAUGUGCAAGUAUAUCAACAUCGCGGUCAACAACAUCAACACCUUACCUCCGACAUCAGCUCCUUGCUGGGCACAGGAACUUCGACCCCGGCGACCCCGACAGCAACAUAGAGCCCUCAGGCAGACAUCUUUUGAACUUGGCAGCUCUACGGAUAACUGCAGCAUGUCAGUCUUUUGGCCAUACCACCCUACACAAAUCAAACACUUCACCGAAAUCCGGUCGUGCUCAUCGUCCGACACAUUCAACCCACACAACCCGAGCAAUUCCCGUGGAGGGGGGGUCGUUAUCCUCGAGCAAGCAACAGGGGCCGGCCUCCCAGCUGGUUCCUAG